UCCAAGAUGGCGGCGCAGCCGAGGUGCUGCGAGCAGGCCUGAGGGAGCCGGUGCGGAGCGGCCGUCUUUGAGGACUUCAGAAGCGAAGGUGGCCCCUGGAAGGAGGCAAUUAGGUGCCCGAGGCGGCAAUUAGGCGGAUCAGGAUGGCCCCAGCCAGCGAGCGGCUGCAGUUCCGUUUUCCUGGUUACGGUGAUGGCGUGCUGCACCGCAUGGACCAGCUGCGGGAACAACGGCGCUUCUGUGAUGUGACGGUGCAGGUGAACGAGCUGCGGGUUCCUGGCCAUCGUGUGGUCUUUGCAGCGUGCUCCCCUUUCCUGCGUGACCAGUUCUUGCUCAAUGAUUCACAGGAGGUGACGGUCUCCCUCUUCCAGAGCCCAGAGAUUGGGCGCCAGCUUCUGCUGUCCUGCUACACGGGAUGCCUGGAAGUGCCUAUCAAGGAGCUGGUCAACUACUUGACGGCGGCUUCCUUCCUGCAGAUGGGCCAUGUGGUGGAGCGCUGUGCUCAGGCAGUCUCCCACUAUUUAGUCCCUAAGGCUGAUGCCCUGCUGCAGGAGAAACAAGAGGAGGAGAGCAACGAACAGCAGGGUGGAGAGGAGGAGGAGGAGGAGAAACAACCGUCUUCAACACCGGGGAAAGCAGAUUCAGAAGAAAACAAAACGGUGGCCCCAGACUUCACCCCUCGCAGCUCCCACGGCCCCUCCUCUCCCGCAAUUUCACUUUCCCUCAUCAACUCCGCUGUGGAGAUCACCCGCAGCUACCUGCAGGGCUGCUACGAUGAUGACAUGAGCAGCAAAGGGCUUCCCUUUCCAUCAACUACUUCCACGCCCGCCUCUCAGUGGAGGAACUACCCCUUGCAUCGCCAUCGCCACGGCACAGCUAUAAACUACAGGGAGUGGAGGGCGGGCAGCGGGGUGGCCACGUGGAAGGUUCCCGGACUGGAGCGUCCCUACCGAUGCCCCCGCUGCAGCCGCGUGUUCCAGCAGCUGGGCAACUUUGUAAGCCACGUGCAGGAGCACAAGCUUUUCCUGUGCCUUCGCUGCGGCAAGGUCUUCUCGCAGAAGAGCAACCUGACCCGGCACAUCCGCGUGCACACGGGCUUCAAGCCCUUCCAGUGCCCCAUCUGCCGCAAGUGCUUUACCCAGAACGCCACCCUGCAGGACCACCUCAACCUGCACAGCGGCAUCAAGCCCCACAAGUGCAACUACUGUGAGAUGCACUUCACGCACAAACCGGGCCUGCGGCGCCACCUGAAGGAACUGCACGGAAAAAGCACUGUCCAGAACAGCCACGAGGAGAUUGAGGAAGUCACCAUCGAUUUCGACGUGCGAGGAGGACAGGAUGGGAGCUACACACUGAAUAGCAGGUUCUUCUGUGAGCCUAAAGGGAGUCUUCCAGCCCAAACAUCCUCUCUAUGAGAAACAGGCAAUGGGAACUGGGUAGGAGAUUUGCAGUAGAGAGAAGUAGCUGUUGGUGGAGGCCGCAGGCCAAAUGUUUCCUUGCUGAGUAGUGAGGAAAGGACUGGGAUAGUAGGACAACAGAGAAAUGGAUGGAACUGUUUUCUCUGCAGAAGUUGCCUGGCUUCAAGAUGCUACUAGCAGGUGGAUGUCUUGGCCUCUGUAGGACGUGUUUUGUUUUCCAGAGGGGUCCACAUAUGAGGUGAGAUGAAGCAACUCUCCAGGGACUUUGGGGGUGCAGUCAUGUCCCCAUUAUGAAGGGCAACCAUGCAGAACUAUGAUGCUACUCUUGUAUACCUCCCUUUCAGAACAGCAGGCUUUGUGCAGGAGAACCUUGUGGUGGGCUAGUGGGUACAGGGCAUAUUGUUUAAUUUUCCUACCUCAAGCACUGCAAGGUCUUGCAUCAGUCUUAACUUCUGAAGAACUGAACGAAAUAGACAUGGAAGAGAUGAAAUUCUAGAAGGAAUUGACAUGUUCACAAAUUAAUGUCACUGUGUCCAGAUUGCAUACAACCAAGGGUUCUUGAUUGUGGAAUUGCUCAUCUCUUAAUAAAAGAAUACAACG
Messenger RNA from Python bivittatus (Burmese python), 2018 nucleotides. The record is from RefSeq and is a predicted model, not a curated record. Lineage: Eukaryota; Metazoa; Chordata; Lepidosauria; Squamata; Pythonidae.